AUGAUGCCGCGAGAAGACAGACUCCACGUCCCGCGAUGCUCUCGCCGGGCCGUGGCGGAGAUUGAACCGGAAGACGCUUUCUGGGUUUGAGGAGAAGGUUAACUGGUGUUGCACAUCCAGAAGUGCAGUAUGAAACUGUAUUGCCUUUCGGGGCACCCAACCUUACCAUGCAAUGUGCUCAAAUUCAAAUCAACCACCAUUAUGUUGGACUGCGGACUGGACAUGACUUCCACCCUCAAUUUCCUUCCUUUGCCACUUGUUCAAAGUCCCCGGCUGUCUAAUCUUCCUGGCUGGUCCCUAAAGGACGGAAAUGCUUUCUUAGACAAGGAGCUAAAGGAGUGCUCAGGUCACGUAUUUGUGGAUUCUGUGCCGGAAUUCUGCCUACCAGAGACCGAGCUCAUAGAUCUGUCUACGGUAGAUGUGAUCCUCAUCUCUAACUAUCACUGCAUGAUGGCGCUGCCCUACAUCACCGAGCACACGGGGUUCACGGGCACAGUGUAUGCCACAGAGCCCACCGUUCAGAUCGGCAGGCUUCUCAUGGAAGAGCUGGUGAAUUUCAUUGAACGCGUGCCCAAGGCUCAGUCGGCCUCCUUGUGGAAGAACAAGGACAUUCAGCGGCUGCUGCCUUCUCCUCUCAAGGACGCAGUGGAAGUGUCAACCUGGAGAAGAUGUUAUGCAGCGCAGGAGGUGAACUCUGCCCUUAGUAAAGUCCAGCUGGUGGGAUACUCUCAGAAAAUUGAGCUUUUCGGUGCCGUCCAGGUGACUCCGCUAAGCUCUGGCUACGCCCUUGGAAGCUCCAACUGGAUUAUCCAGUCCCAUUACGAGAAAGUGUCUUACGUCUCUGGAUCCUCCUUGCUUACCACACACCCCCAGCCUAUGGACCAAGCUUCUCUCAAAAACAGCGAUGUUCUCAUUCUGACAGGCCUUACCCAGAUUCCCACUGCAAACCCAGAUGGCAUGGUGGGAGAGUUCUGCAGCAACCUGGCACUGACAGUCCGUAAUGGCGGGAACGUGUUGGUGCCCUGCUACCCUUCUGGAGUGAUCUACGACCUCCUGGAGUGUCUGUACCAAUACAUCGACUCGGCCGGCCUCUCCAACAUCCCCUUCUACUUCAUCUCCCCUGUGGCUAACAGUUCACUGGAGUUCUCCCAGAUUUUUGCUGAGUGGCUCUGUCACAAUAAACAGACAAAGGUUUAUCUCCCAGAACCACCUUUUCCUCAUGCAGAGCUCAUUCAGACCAACAAGCUGAAGCACUACCCCAGCAUCCACGGAGACUUCAGCAACGAUUUCAGGCAGCCGUGCGUGGUGUUCACGGGCCACCCUUCCCUCCGGUUUGGGGACGUGGUCCAUUUCAUGGAGCUCUGGGGGAAAUCUAGUCUCAACACGGUCAUAUUCACAGAACCUGACUUCUCCUACCUGGAGGCGCUGGCCCCCUACCAGCCCUUGGCCAUGAAGUGCAUCUACUGCCCCAUCGAUACACGACUCAAUUUCAUCCAGGUGUCGAAGCUGCUCAAAGAAGUGCAGCCCCUGCACGUGGUCUGUCCGGAGCAGUACACGCAGCCGCCCCCCGCGCAGUCCCACCGGCUGGACCUGAUGGUCGACUGCCAGCCGCCCGCCAUGGCCUACCGGCGGGCCGAGGUCCUGGCCCUGCCCUUCAAGCGGCGCUAUGAGAAGAUCGAAAUCAUGCCGGAGCUCGCCGAUUCGCUGGUGCCCAUGGAGAUCAAGCCUGGCAUUUCCUUGGCAACCGUCUCGGCUGUGCUGCAUACCAAAGACAACAAGCAUGUCCUGCAGCUCCCACCCCGGCCGGCCCAGCCCACAGGUGGUAAGAAGAGAAAGCGGGGUAGUGAUGACAUCCCAGACUGCAAAGUUUUGAAGCCUCUGCUGAGCGGCUCCAUCCCUGUGGAGCAGUUUGUGCAAACCCUGGAGAAGCACGGCUUCAGUGACAUUAAGGUGGAAGACACGGCCAAGGGCCACAUCGUCCUGCUCCAGGAAGCCGAGACACUCAUCCAGAUUGAGGACGACUCGACGCACAUCAUUUGUGACAAUGAUGAGAUGCUCAGGGUACGACUGCGGGACCUUGUCCUCAAAUUCCUGCAGAAGUUCUAAUGGAACCCCUGUGCCCUUUCCACUUGCCCCAUAUCCUGCUGUCCUCCCUGCGGCUGCCCGACACAAGCCAGCUGAGGAAGGGUGGAGAGGCUGGUGCCCUCUGCAGAGCUCUCUGGCUCAAGGAACAAAGAAGUGGCUCUUGCGGGACAGUAUCCGGAGUUAAAUGGCCAGCAUCUCCUGGUCUGCAUUUCUUGCACUGUUUCAGGCUAGACCUUCUGCUUUAAACUUGAGGCUGUCUCGGUAGCCUGGACGAGCUGAGGGUUGGCAUAGGGGUGACGGCGCAGCUUUCCAAGAGGCUAGUGGUGGAAGGGGAGGUCAAGAGAUGACUUUUUUUUUUUAUGGUUUCACAGGCCUCGGGGGGGAACUAGCAUUUGAUUUUAUUUAUUUGGACACAGCACUGCAUCUAAUAAUAAAAAUGACCCCAGUUAUCUGUAUUAUAUCAUGAGGCCAUUUUGUUAAUAAAACUUAUUUUUUAUAGAAGCAUCUGUGCCCUGUUGAACCUACAGUUUAUGCAUUGAUUUUAGUGUCUGCAAAAAUAUGAAAGCAUACAGUACAGCAUAAACUUUUAGAACAUCACAGCAACGUUAGUUUGGUGAACGCAUUAAGUCAUACAAGCUGACAUUGUGUCUGUAUAAGAAACACCAGAGCCCAGUGGGAACGGCCUCAGGCAGCGGGGGAAGGGCUUUGAAUGUGGCUCCCAGGGCCCCUCGCCCUUCACUGCCUUUCCUUCAGUUUUCCAGGGUUCUCUGCAGUGAGCUGAGCAUUACACUCAGAUGCCCACAGACCCACGAGGUCGGUAAGCUACUAUAUUUGAAGUGACCCUGCUUUUGAAUUGUUUGAAACAAAUAUUUACUAUAUUAUGCCAUCUUAUCUAAGGUGGCAUCAGUUGGAACACAUGCCAGUUUUGAAGCAUUAACGUAUGCGAUGGGGUGGGUAGACUUCACGUCUUCGAAUUGGUCGGCUGUGGAGGUAGCCCAAGCUCAGCCUCUGUUCUUAAAAUCUUUUUAGACUGGUUAAAAUUCAGUCAGCAGUCAGUCCAGCCUGGCUAGCGGCUGAGCACCACAGGAUUCAGUGACCCGAGGACUACGGACAGACCUGGAGAGCCGCCUGCUCGGGUCUGGGACGGUGGGUUGUCGGCUCUCUGGGACGGACAAAGCAAGGGGCAGGCGCUCCUCACCCGAGGAGGAACAGGGCAGCCUCAUGUUUGCCAUCUCCAGCUUUGCCAGGCCUGGCACAGGACUUCUGAGCUUAAACGGGUCUGUUUUCCAAGGUCACUCCGCCAAGUAGCGUGGGAUGUGCCUACAGACUAAACCGCAGAGGCCCGCAGCCGUGGGGGAGGACGGCCUAAGGCGGGCCUGCCGUGGCUGUGAAAUCCAGCUUUGUUUUUAGGAGAAGGAGAAUUGUAGUGUGCAUCACACAUAGGCAUAUACUUUCUAAUAAAACUUUUGGGGAGAAAUCGAGUUUUUCUUUUAAUUGUAACAUCUUGAAAAAUGCAAAAGCAGUAUAAAAUAAAGGUCAAAAAAA
Molecule: messenger RNA, 3630 nt
Organism: Manis pentadactyla (Chinese pangolin)
Lineage: Eukaryota; Metazoa; Chordata; Mammalia; Pholidota; Manidae
Gene: INTS9
Product: integrator complex subunit 9
Exons: 17
Coding region: 130-2106 (658 amino acids)
Biological process (GO): snRNA processing
Cellular component (GO): integrator complex
Source: RefSeq, a predicted model, not a curated record